Molecule: messenger RNA, 2587 nt
Organism: Mugil cephalus (flathead mullet)
Lineage: Eukaryota; Metazoa; Chordata; Actinopteri; Mugiliformes; Mugilidae
Gene: tmtc4
Product: transmembrane O-mannosyltransferase targeting cadherins 4
Exons: 18
Coding region: 248-2473 (741 amino acids)
Biological process (GO): protein O-linked glycosylation via mannose; endoplasmic reticulum unfolded protein response
Cellular component (GO): endoplasmic reticulum
Molecular function (GO): protein binding; mannosyltransferase activity
Source: RefSeq, a predicted model, not a curated record
UAAAUUAGUCUAAAGUCACGUUUAAUUAGCUUGCUGCAUGUGUGGUACCUUUCUACGUCUCUUUACAUCUGAGUGCAAAGCGAACCGCCGCUUUUGUUUCCAGGUUCGUGUGCUCGGUGUUUUCAAUGGGUUUGCUCAGCCGGCGGAGAAGCUAACAUGGGGGUUGGACGGCAGAGAGUGACCUCUCACAAGAUGUCUCUGGAAAGAUAAGGGACUACAUGCAGAAUGACCAAAGACCUGGCACAUAAUGGGACUGACUGAAGUCUACUGGGACCACCACAUACCCCUGCCAAAGCUUGCUCCAGCUCGGGCCAAAGUCGCCGUGGCCCUGGUGGCACUCCUGUGCUUCGUCAACAGCUAUGACGGGGAGUUUGUGUUUGAUGAUUCGGAAGCGAUUGUCAACAACAAAGACUUGAAGCCAGAGACGCCCCUGAGCAACAUCUGGAGAAAUGACUUCUGGGGAAGCAACCUGAGCAGUAACACUAGUCACAAAUCCUACAGACCUCUCACUGUCUUCACAUUUAGGCUGAACUACCUCAUAGCAGGAGGCCUGCACCCUGUCGGCUUCCAUGUGCUGAACAUCGUCCUCCAUGCUGUCAUAUCCGCCCUUAUGAUCGACGUGUUUGCGAUACUGAUCGGUGGAUUGGCCUACGAUGAGAAAGGCAGGAUACGGAACCACGCUCCUAAGACCUCUCUGCUUGCUGCUGUCUUCUUUGCUGCACACCCAGUUCACACGGAAAGUGUGGCUGGAAUUGUGGGCCGAGCGGACCUUUUGUGCGCUCUGUUCUUCCAGCUCUCUUUCCUCACCUACUGCAAAGCUUUUAACAAAGGGAGUGACAGAGAUGACAAGUUUUCUGUCCAGUGGGUUGUGGUCAGCCUCUUGCUGUGUGCUGCAGCCAUGCUCUGCAAAGAACAAGGCAUCACCGUCUUGGGCAUAAACGCAGCCUUUGAUGUCCUCCUGAUCUGUAAUGUUAAUGUGUAUGAACUCAGCCAGAGGCUACUCCUUAGGAAGAAUCCACUUGAUGUAAGUGAGAUGCUGCGUAUGGGACUGCUUACCCGAUUGGCUCUCAUGGGUCUUGGAGGAUUCCUGAUGCUCUAUGCACGCUGGAGAAUCAUGGGAACGGGACCGCCGGCCUUCACCGAAGUAGACAACCCUGCCUCUUUCGCAGAAAAUAUAUUUCUUAGAAUAGUCAACUAUAAUUACUACUACUCUCUUAAUGCCUGGCUGCUGCUGUGUCCCUGGUGGCUGUGUUUUGAUUGGUCCAUGGGCUGUGUGCCUCUCAUUAAGUCGGCCGCCGAUUGGAGGAUGGUGUGGCUGCUGCUGCUCUGGUGCGUCCUGAUAGGCUUGAUAAGCCAAGCCUUAUGCUCGCAGGACAGUCAGAGGAGGAGGACAUUGACCUUGGGUCUGGUUCUGCUCGUAGUACCCUUUCUACCCGCCUGCAACAUAUUUUUUAGAGUGGGCUUUGUCAUUGCUGAGAGAGUUCUCUACCUGUCCUCUGCCGGCUACUGCCUACUGCUGGCCUACUCCCUGGGACACUGCUGCUGCCGCUGGUCCAAAUACAGGAAGCUGCUGUGUGUCACGACGCUGGCACUGCUAUGCGUGUACGUAGUUCGCUGCGCUCUCCGCAGUCACCAGUGGCGGUCGGAACAAAGCCUCUUCAUCAGUGCCCUGGCUGUCUGUCCGCUCAAUGCCAAGGUGCAUUACAAUGUAGGUAAGAACCUGGCUGACGGAGGGAACACAACUGCUGCUGUUGGAUAUUACCGAGAGGCAGUCAGGCUGCAUCCUACCUAUGUCCACGCAAUGAACAACCUGGGGAACAUCCUGAAGGAGAAGAAUGAACUCAUAGAGGCAGAGGAGCUGUUGUCUAAAGCUGUGUCCAUUCAGCCGGAUUUUGCCGCAGCCUGGAUGAAUCUGGGUAUAGUUCAGAACAGCCUGCGGAAGUUUGAGGCAGCGGAGCAGAGCUACUGGAACGCCAUCCGCUUCCGGAAAAAAUACCCCGACUGCUACUAUAACCUGGGACGCUUGUAUGCCGACCAGAACAGACACGUGGAUGCCCUGAAUGCUUGGAGGAAUGCGACUGUGCUUAAACCUGAACACAGUCUGGCUUGGAACAACAUGGUUAUUCUGCUGGACAACACCGGUAACCUGGGUCAAGCAGAGCUGAUCGGCCGAGAGGCUCUGAGGAUCCUCCCCAACGACUACACCAUCAUGUUUUCCCUGGCUAACGUGCUGGGGAAAUUACAAAAAUACAAGGAGUCAGAGGGCUUUUUUCUUCACGCCCUUCGGAUCAACCCAAAUGCUGCUAGUUGCCAUGGCAAUUUAGCUGUGUUGUAUCACCGCUGGGGGAAGCUGGAGCUGGCAAAGAAACACUAUGAGCUGUCUCUAAAGUUGGACCCCGAGGCUCCUGGGACCAGAGACAACUACAACAUGCUGCGACGUAAACUGGACCAGCUUAAGCGCAGCACGCCCUGAGGAGGCCCACUGGGACCCUUGCUUGCUGUAAAACAAAUUUUUUCCAUUGUUCCACUUGUUUUAUCUCAAUAAUUCUGGCUUUGAAACAAUUCGAAUUAAAGACCAUGAUCUGUG